Molecule: messenger RNA, 840 nt
Organism: Scedosporium apiospermum
Lineage: Eukaryota; Fungi; Ascomycota; Sordariomycetes; Microascales; Microascaceae
Exons: 2
Coding region: 1-840 (279 amino acids)
Biological process (GO): single strand break repair; double-strand break repair
Cellular component (GO): nucleus
Molecular function (GO): double-stranded RNA binding; single-strand break-containing DNA binding; mismatched DNA binding
Source: RefSeq, a predicted model, not a curated record
AUGGCUCCUAGAAAACCGGGCGAACCAGAACCGGAACUGGAACCACCGGCCGAGGACGCACCCAAGCCGGCAGCUAAUGCAUUCGAGGAGUUGAUGGCCCCAAAACCAAAACGUCCUCCCCCACCCUCUCCAUCCCCGACCGCUGCCAUCGCUAGACGCUGGGGCGGCAUCAGCCGGGACGGUCUCGGCGCCUACCUCCAACACCCCGAGACAUUCCCCUCCACCCGCGUCAUCUACUACACCGACGACUUCGUCGCCGUACACGACCUCUACCCGAAAGCCAGUGUCCACACUCUCCUCCUCCCCCGAAAAGCCACCUUCAGCGACCAGCAUCCCUUUGACGCAUUCCUCGACCCGGCCUUCCUAACGGCUGUGAAAGUCGAGGCCGCCAAGCUCAAGGGUUUCGUGGCCAAGGAGCUCCAGAGACGCUUCGGCGCCGAGAGCGCGGCCGAGGCGCGGCGCCAGGCUGUUCUGGAUGGCGAGGUGGAGCUGGAGGGGGACGAUGAGGAGCUACCUCCCGGGCGCGACUGGGAGGCCGAAGUCAAGGUUGGCAUUCAUGCGCAUCCGAGCAUGAACCACUUACACGUCCACGUGCUCUCGAGGGACAUGUUCUCGCCAUGUCUGAAGCAUCGGAGACAUUACAACUCGUUUAACACGCCUUUCUUCGUUGAGCUCGCCGAUUUCCCUCUGGCUGAUGACGAUCCGAGGUUACAUCCCGGGAGAGAGCAGUAUCUGCGUCGGGAUAUGGUGUGUUGGAGGUGUGGCAGGAACUUCAAAAACCACUUCAAGAGCUUGAGAGAGCACUUGGAAACAGAAUUCGAGGAGUGGAAGCGCGAGUAA